AGCAGCCUAGUUUAGACCAGGAUGAUUCAGGGGCCCUUUGCCCACAUUAGCAUAUCAUUGGAAAAUUGACAAGGGAUUCAUCUGGUUUCUUGCAACAAAUAUGACAAAACCCGAAACCUAUCAUGUAGUUGAAGGUUGUAGACACCUUUUCUCACUCUCACGGCAUGUAGCUGUCACUCUUUCCCCUUCAGAGAUGCUGCUGCCUCUCACAACAAAUUUGGAAGCAAAUGGGAUAUUUGAAUAAGAUGAAAUAAUAGGCCUACUUUUCAAUUUUAUUGCCAUGUUAAUCUUUUGUUUAUUUGUGUUUACGGCGAGAGAACACAAUGGAGACAUUUCUUGUGCCUUUGUGGUUGCUAUUGAAAGUUCUGGUGAUUGACCAUAAAUCUUUUCAUUUAAAUCUGUCGUUCAAGCUGUUCAGGAACAGCCACAUGAUACAGGAAGAACAGGCCAAACACAUGCGGUGUUUUGCUGCUUCAUCAUCUCCAAGUCAUUGCCUUGAAUUAGGCCUAGUUCAUACAACCUGAACACAAACUCUUUGUCCGGAUUGAUGUGUUUGCGGGGGUUAGGGUUCUCGUGAAGCCCCACACGCGAUUGCCGUAUUUCCCACGGACACUGGAAGGCAUCAGCAGCCCGGUGUUGGGAAAACGGGGAGCGGAGAUGGAGAUGGAGGUGGGAGGGGCCUGGCAUGGCUGACGUCACCGGCUGUGUGGAGGAGUAUAGGCUGUGCUGUCAGCCCAGUGUCAGUCUGAUGAAGAUUGGCAUGCAGGCUUUGUGUGGAGAGUUGGAUACCGGACCAAGGAGCAGAGAACACUGAAAGCUGCUGCGUUGCUGUGGGCAAGCUAACUUCUCAAUGUGAAGCUAUCCCAUGAUGCAACAUGUGUCCCCAGCACCUGCAGUGACAAUGAUGGCCACCCAGAGCGUUCCUCCACCAUCGUACCAGGAGAGCCAACAGAUGACGGGCACAACUCAGCAGAACACCAAGACCCCACAGGUUCAUAUCCCAGCAGCCUCUGCAGCAGGAAAUACCUCUGUCAGCGUGACCCUUGACCCCCAGGCCCAGCUUGAGUCUGACAAGAGGGCCGUUUACAGUCAUUUUCAAAGACAUCCGUUGUUCCCCCUGCUGGCAUUGCUGUUUGAGAAAUGUGAGCAGGCCACACAGGGAUCUGAAUGCAUCACGUCAGCCAGCUUUGAUGUGGACAUUGAAAACUUUGUGCACCAGCAGGAGCGAGAACACAAGCCCUUCUUUAGUGAAGAUCCUGAGUUGGAUAACUUGAUGGUAAAGGCCAUUCAGGUGUUGCGGAUCCACCUAUUGGAGUUAGAGAAGGUCAAUGAGCUCUGUAAAGAUUUCUGCAACCGUUAUAUCACCUGCCUCAAGACCAAGAUGCACAGUGACAACCUCCUCCGUAACGACCUCGGAGGACCAUAUUCUCCAUCACACACCAGUCUCAACAUGCAGCAGGAACUAAUUCAGACCUCCUCUCCAUCCAUGACCUCUGUCUCCAGCUCUGUUAACUCUUCAGGGAUUGUGGUGCCCGCCGGGGGUCUGCAACAAGGCAAUGUCACCAUGACUACUAUCAACUCUCAAGUGGUAUCGGGUGGGACCCUGUACCAGCCGGUUGCUAUGGUGACAUCGCAAGGGCAAGUGUUAACGCAGGCACUGCCGCCAGGAACCAUCCAAAUCCAGAACUCACAGGUAAACGUGGACCUGUCGUCCCUGUUGGACAGCGAAGACAAGAAGUCCAAGAAUAAGAGGGGGGUCUUGCCCAAACAUGCCACCAACAUCAUGCGCUCCUGGCUCUUUCAGCAUCUCAUGCACCCGUACCCAACAGAAGACGAGAAAAGGCAGAUUGCAGCACAAACUAAUCUAACCCUUUUGCAAGUGAACAACUGGUUCAUCAACGCUCGUCGGCGUAUCCUCCAGCCUAUGUUGGACGCCAGUAACCCAGACCCAGCUCCGAAAGCAAAGAAGAUGAAGUCCCAGCACCGUCCGACACAGCGCUUCUGGCCUGACUCCAUUGUGGCUGGAGUUCUGCAGACGCACAGAUCUCAAACAGGAAACAACUCAGACAACCCACUGAGUAUGGACAGCCUGCAGUCGCUGUCGUCAGACUCAGCCACCCUGGCCAUGCAGCAAGCCAUGCUGGGAGCCGACGACUCCAUGGAUGGCACUGAGGAGGAGGACGAAGAGGAAGAGGAGGAGGAAGAGGAGGAAGGAAUGGAGGAGGAAGAGGAGGAGGAGGAUGGAGAGGAGGAAAACGACAGGGGGAGGCAAAUGUCCAGCGUAGGAGGAGGAAGGAGAGAUCUGAGCAUGGACCACAGAGAGGAACUGGACUUCAGAAACACCACAGUGGAGUUCUUCCCAUCCACAGAGGUCCUGUAUGUCAGAUUAUCUCAGCUAGCAGUAGCUCUGAGGCUGAAGUGCAGAGCUUUCCAACACCGUGCAGGCCUUGAGAAGAACUCUUUGGCUCUGCAAACAUAUUUUCUAAUAGUAUCACCAAAGAAAGCUGGAAGACUUAAGGUGUUCAAAAUGUCAAUCGCCCAGGUGGCGGCCAAGGCCAUGCUAUCUGAUGCCCUGCUGCAGGACGGCCCUGGGAUAAACCGGAUCAACCACCUGGAGCUGGAGCUUCCUCUGGACAAGGUCAUCAAGUUUGUGUCUGUCGGCCUUCCGCUGAUGCUGGUGUGCAUGGCCUUCGCCCGCGAGAUCUCCCUGGGGCCUCAGAUCAGCUGUUUCCCUCCCAACAAUUUCACCAUCAAGCAGGCCAGCUAUAUAGACACAUACUGCUGGGACUCUCUCAUGCAUCAUGAGUUUGACAGCGACGGCAACUUUGAGGAGCGUUCGCUCUGGGUACACAAAAUGUUCCCUUACUCUCUUCUGGCCAUGGCGGUGUUGAUGUACCUGCCGGCUCUGUUCUGGCGCCAGCUCGUCAUGCCCACACUGAGCUCAGACCUGCUCUUUAUAAUUGACGAACUGGACAAGUCGUACAACCGCUCGAUCCGACUGGCCCAGAGAAUUCUGGAUAUGCGCCAGAACACUAAGAACCCCCUCACAUUUCAGGCUGAACUGCAAAGGGCCAAGAAGAAGCGAUACUUUGAGUACCCUCUACUGGAAAGAUACAUGCAGUGCAAACAAAACUCCUACUUCCUUGUUAGCAUGCUUUUCUUGCGGGGCUUCCUCCUCCUGACCUUCAUGACUGCUGCCUGUCUCUACCUGGCCUACUUCCACCUCUCUGCCUUCCUGCAGGACGAGUUCAGCUGCUUUGUCCGCACAGGCAUGCUGCGUGAUCAGAAUUGGGUUCCUGAACUGGUUCAGUGUAAAAUGAUUGGCCAGUUGGUUUUUCAGGUAAUAAGCGUAGCCAACGGUGCCAUCUACGUCCUGUUGGCUCCAAUCAUUCUCUUUAGCCUGAUCCGGCUCUUUGUUUGGGACACCACCUUCAUCUCUGUCUACGAGGUCCUACCAGCCCUGGAUCUCAUCAACCACCGUAGGCUAGGCUGCCCACUGAACGACCUCAAUGUCCUCUUGCUCUUUUUGCGUGCCAACGUAUCACACCUGAAGUCCUACGGGCAGGUGAGGGCGUUGUGCUCACUGGCGCCACCACAGGUGGGCAACACCGCUGUAGGGCAGGGCUUGAACGCAAUGCUGACCCAAGAGGAGAUGGAAGAGCGUGAAGAGGCUGCGAUGGAGCUGGCAGAGGAGGUGGAGGAGGCCAAGGAGGAAGGGAAGCUCAACCUAGUGGAUAUCAUGACUAUUCUGGGAGCGGCACAAGGAAGAGUGGUAAACUGCAGUGAGAAGAGGCCUCUGGUGGAGGAGAAUAUGAGUCUUGGUACCGUAACACUUAUCUACACACUCAAACGUAUUUUGCUAGUGGCUAUUUUCGUCUAUAUCAUUUGGGAUGUACAGAAAAUUAUUAAGUGACCUCCAGACUACAGAUACAGGCUCUGAAAAUGAGUAGCAAGUGCUUUAAAUAUAAGGUAGCAUAGGCAGUUCGCACUGAACAGACACUGAUACAGAUUAAGGUCAUAUCCAAGUGGACCUGAGGAAGCAGUUUGAGAAACAUUUGCAACUGUAGGCAGUAACUUCAAAUAAUAUUGUUUAGUAAUUUUCUUUUCUCUUUAUUGUCUGUAACUGGAUUGCUUUUGUUAUGUCUUUUUGAAACCAAACUGAACUACCUAUACUUCUAAAAGAGUCUUUUAAAAGCACUGGCUGAUGUAGAAGAGAUAGAUUUGUGGUACUUCCUAGCCCUAACUGCCCUCUCUAUCUCUUCACAGAGCCAAACCACCAGGGGUACCAUGAGUUGAAGGAGACUGCACCAUUUAGUCAUUACUAGGCCUCUAUGGACUGAAUCAGUGUGAUAACAAUGGGGCGGUUGGGGCACUCUCUACAGUAGAUUUUCAAGAGUACUGUACCCACAAAGACUGUGGACACAUGAAGGGUUUCUGCGGCCAGAAGACAUAAAAAAAACUCUUUUAGAAUUACAGGGUAAAUUGUUCUGGCUGGAAAUGUCAAUGGAUUUGAAUUUGUCCAUUUUCAGCAUCUGUGCAGCUGCCGCAUACAUUCUUUCUGUCUCUUAGUUUGGUCCCACUAGUCAAAGGAGUGCAUGCAAGUGUAAGUGGCUGUUGUAUGAUCAUAUACCAAAACAUAUUUGUCAUUAUGAUUUGGUUAAAUUGUGGAUUUGUGAGAAAUAGAAGUUCUGAGAGAAUACUGUAUUUAUGUCAAUUGAGAGAAAAAACAUUUUCAGUGGCAACUAUAGAUUCCAGGAUCAGUCAUUUUCUGUUCAUGAACUUAAUAAGAGGUAAGGUAUAGAAUAUUGUAUUUGUUGUACUCGCUUUCUUUUUUGCAUCCUUCUAUUGUUAUCAGCGAGUAAAAUGAGUUUUGUCUUUCUGUGAAUCAAAGUGUAUUCUGUGUAAUUCUAAAUAAAUUAAGUUUGUGUAA
This is a messenger RNA of Siniperca chuatsi (mandarin fish), 4930 nucleotides long. It is a transcript of the gene pknox2, whose product is annotated as pbx/knotted 1 homeobox 2. Gene Ontology annotation, biological process: positive regulation of interleukin-1 production; regulation of DNA-templated transcription; monoatomic cation transport. NCBI's taxonomy places the organism in Eukaryota, Metazoa, Chordata, Actinopteri, Centrarchiformes, Sinipercidae. Gene Ontology annotation, molecular function: channel activity; DNA binding. The transcript has 20 exons. The coding region runs from base 866 to 3913 and encodes 1015 amino acids. The record is from RefSeq and is a predicted model, not a curated record.